GCCCUGUGAGUUUCCUUUUCCCCUGUGAUGAGUUUCGGUUUUCUGGCUCUGGGCAUAAAAGUUCUUUCUCUUCUGCCUUCAGCUCAGCCAUUAGCUGUCUUCUCAGCAGCCAGCCAGAGCAAUGGGAAACUGGGGGUCCCAUCUCUAUGACCAGCCUCCUCAGAAACUGGGAGAGUUUGUCCAGAACAACCUGAGACCCUCUGAAGACUGUCAGAAACAGAUCGACCAGACCGUGGACGCCAUCUGCAAAGUCCUGCAGGAUGCUGAGAAGUUGCCCCUGGUGAUAAGCGUGGCCAGAGGUGGCUCGUACGGCCGGAAAACAGUCUUGAGGGGCAACUCUGAUGGUUCCCUUGUCAUCUUCAUCAGUGACCUUGAGAAAUUCCAGGAUCAGAGUAAAAACCACUCUGAGCUCCUCAACCAAAUCUGGGCACAGUUGAAAUACUGUCAGCUCACAAGGAAGCUGGAAGCCAAGAUGGAGAUCCAGAACUUCAACAGUGGGCCCACCACCAUCCAGCUGUUCACUAAAGAGCAGAGCAUCACUUUCAAGAUCCUGCCCGCCUUCAAUGCUCUAGGCUUAAGUGAGAAGCCCAGCCCCUGGACCUAUCGAGACCUCAAAAGAUCCUUGGAUAUGAUGAAAGCCAGCCCUGGCGAGUUCUCAGUCUGCUUCACUGAACUCCAGGAGAGGUUUUUUAAUAACCUUCCCAGAAAACUGAAGGAUUUGAUCCUCUUGGUAAAGUACUGGUAUCAACAGUGCCAGGAAAAGCUGCCGGUUUCAUUCCAGCUGCCGGUGUAUGCUCUGGAGCUGCUCACAGUCUACGCGUGGGAACAGGGCUGUGGAGCAGAAGACUUUGACAUAGCUGAAGGCCUCAGGACGGUCCUGGGGCUCAUCAGGAAGCCAAGAGAGCUGUGUGUCUACUGGACAGUCAACUACAACUUCGAAGAUGAGACCGUGCGCAACGUCCUGCUGGGCCAGCUCAGGGCGCCAAGGCCAGUAAUCCUGGAUCCAACGGACCCAACCAAUAACGUGAGCCAAGAUAAUUCGUGCUGGCACCUGCUAAAACUAGAAGCUGAAACCUGGUUGUCUUUUCUGAACGAGUCACCUGGACCAUCUUGGAAUGUUCUGCCUGCAUCACUCUACUCGACCCCAGGCCAUCAUCUCGAUAAGUUCAUCAAGGACUUUCUCCAGCCGGACAAGACUUUCUUAGAUCAGACCAAGAAGGCCGUGGACAUCAUCUGUAAAUUCCUUAAAGAAAAUUGCUUCCGCCAUUCGGCUACAAAGGUUCAGAAGAUUGUCAAGGGGGGAUCAACUGCCAAAGGCACAGCUCUGAAGAACUCCGAUGCUGACCUCGUCGUGUUCACAGAUUUGCUGAAAAGCUACACCUCCCAAAAAAAUGAGAGAUGCACCAUCAUCAAGGAAAUCCACAAGCAGCUGGAAGCCUGUCAGCAGGCGCAGGAUUUUGAAGUGACGUUUGAGAUCUCAAAAUGGAAGGCUCCCAGGGUGCUGAGCUUCUCUCUGAAAUCCAAAGUCCUCAACGAGUGCGUACACUUCGAUGUGCUGCCUGCGUUUAACGCACUAGGUGACCUGAAGUCCGGCUCUGCACCCAGCCCCAAGAUCUAUGCUGAGCUCAUCUCCUUAUAUAAAUCCUCAGACACCCUGGGGGGAGAAUUUUCUACCUGUUUCACGAAGCUGCAGCGCAAUUUUGUUCGCUCCCAGCCCACCAAACUGAAGGAUUUAAUUCGCCUGGUGAAGCACUGGUACAAAUGGUGUGAACGCAAACUGAAUCAAAAGGGGUCUCUGCCCCCGAAGUAUGCCUUGGAGCUGCUCACCAUCUAUGCCUGGGAGAAGGGGAGCAGGGUCCCGAACUUUGACACGGCUGAAGGUUUCCUGACGGUCCUGAAGUUGAUCACAGAAUAUCAGCACCUCUGCAUCUUUUGGACGGUCAACUACAACUAUGACAAUGAGAUCGUGAGGAACUUCCUCCUGGCCCAGAUGCAGAGAACCAGGCCCGUGAUCUUGGACCCCGCUGAUCCCACUGCCGACGUCGGCGGAGGGAACCGCUGGUGUUGGCAUCUUCUAGCAAAAGAGGCUACUGAAUGGUUGUCUUCUCUCUGCUUCCAAGAUGGGAGUGGAUAUCUUAUACAGUCGUGGGACGUGCCAGCAGUACAGACACCAGGAAGCUGUGGAGCAGGGCUAUAUCCUCUUGUCAGUGAGCUGCUCUUUAGACGUUGGAGAUUCAUGGACUGAUAGUGCUGGAAGAAACCUCUAGAGGCCAUCAGGCAGUUGCUUUUAAAGACUCGGUUCACUGUGUGACAGAGUGACCCAGCUCCAUCCUCCCUUGAUGCCCCUACUCCUUCUCUUGCUUCUCUGACUCCUCUUGAAUUCAGACCGCCACACCCUGCCUUGUGUCACCUCCCUUAUGGCAAGUACCAGCUCUCAUCCAGCUUUAUGUGCCCUGGUCUUGUCAACCAUGCUAUGUUUUCCCAGUUGACUCCUUCCUCUUCCUUCAAGUCUCAGCAGAGGGUUCUCCCUGUAUUCCCGGAAGUGCAUUUUACCCAGCCCCUGGUUCCCCUAAUGCCAUGGUCUCUUUCCCUCUGCACACAAAACCCCGUCUGCCCCUGCCCAGUCGAGGUCUCCUAAACCAGUAAAGAGCCAGGCUUUUCUUACACCUGCACUCUCCAAAGGCUUGCAUCAUAACGGUUGAUAGACGCAUAUAUCAGCAGUUGUUUUAGAUGUACAUAAAAGAUACUUUGAAUAUAUAACAUACAUAUAAUUGUUGUCUUUUCCUUCUGAGCCUCCCUUUUCUGCCCCAUCCUUGAGUAUCUUCUUGCCAAAUCCAAAGGCUUUGUCCUCCGGCUUUAGCUUCCAGGGUAUUUGAAGGUCUAAGUGUGUUAACCUCAUGUAUCCACUUACCUUUUCACGUACCAGCUGUCAUAAGCACACAUAGAUCUGGUCUUUGUCCCCAGUUCCUGGCACAGAGCUUCUAAAACCCUUGGACUCUCCUGAUAGGAGUGUGUUGUGUAUUCAUAAGGCACCCCUCCCAACCCCCCUGAGUUAUGCUAACGAGGUAUGGGCCCUUAGAUAGUUUCAAGAGAGGGGUUGGCAGUGCCAGAAAUGCCAAGCCUGUGAUGAGAGAGCAGAAACUUUCAGCUGUGUCCCCACCCCCACCCCCAGCCUCCUAACGGGGUGGGGGGGGGAGGCUGGAGAUUGAGUCUAAGCACAUAGCCAGUGAUUUAGUCACUCGUGCCUUUGUGAUGAAGGCCUGUUUAAAAACUCUUGGGAUGACAAGCCUUUCUGGUUGGUGAGCAUCGGGAGGAAGGCACACCCUGACUCUAAGAGGAAGGGAGCUUCUGUGCUCAAACGCCUUCCAGCCCUCGCCCCUGUGUCUCUCUUCAUCUGGCUGUUCACUGGUAUCCUCUAUAAUAAAAUGUGAUUGUACAGAUA
Phacochoerus africanus (Common warthog) is the source of this 3442-nucleotide messenger RNA. It is a transcript of the gene OAS2, whose product is annotated as 2'-5'-oligoadenylate synthetase 2. The record is from RefSeq and is a predicted model, not a curated record. Gene Ontology annotation, cellular component: membrane; nucleoplasm; cytosol. The transcript has 11 exons. NCBI's taxonomy places the organism in Eukaryota, Metazoa, Chordata, Mammalia, Artiodactyla, Suidae. Gene Ontology annotation, molecular function: double-stranded RNA binding; 2'-5'-oligoadenylate synthetase activity. The coding region runs from base 122 to 2245 and encodes 707 amino acids. Gene Ontology annotation, biological process: negative regulation of viral genome replication; defense response to virus; regulation of ribonuclease activity.